AACGAAGCAACUUCUACACCAUCUGCACCACGCCUAUAACUGGCCGUCGCCCCUACGUUCGUCGACGACCAGUCCGUGUAAACUCUUUGCUAGACCAUCCUCAAACCACCCGUUACAGCUUUCAUAUUUGCCUACCAUGCCAUCCCAACGACGCAUGAGGGCGCUUUUAUACAUCGCCUUGGCCGGCUUCAUUACAUUACUCUUCUUCACCUCACGUGCCCGCCAUGCACAAGAGCCCGACCCCCGCUCGAUCCAAGAUUUUUACCACAAGACCAAAAGUGCCAUGGAAGGGUCAAGGAUAGGCGGCGGCAGUAGGAGAGGACAGGCGGUGGUUGGGACACAAAAGGUCGAGUUUGACGAGGACGAUGCGAUCGUGGCCAAGGCAAUGCAGGAGCGUCUCAGGAAAGCAGAGCAGAUGGCCAAGAGCAAUGCCAACGCAAAGGCCCCCAACAAGCCCGACGAUCCGGAAGCUGUCGUCGGCGUUGGCAGCUCGGCCCAUGGACAGAACCAUCUCGGCAAGGGAGACUCCGUCGAGACCGAGGAGCACCACGCGAUCCUCGAGGAACUUAGGAGCAUUCUCAAGAAGUCACCAAUCAUCAUUUUCUCCAAAAGCUAUUGCCCGUACUCGAAGAAAGCGAAGAGCCUUUUGCUGGGUGACUACCAAAUCGACCCUGCGCCCUUCGUCGUCGAAUUGGACCAACACCCAUUGGGCCCCGGAAUCCAGGCUGAGCUCGGCGACAGGACAGGAAGGAAGACAGUUCCCAAUAUUCUCGUCGGCGGGAUAAGCAUAGGAGGCUCCGACGACAUUGCCAAGCUCGACCAGGAGAAAACGCUGAUCGAAAAGAUCAUGUCACUAGCGGGGAAGCGACUCACAGUGACGAAGCACUCCAAAUCGACUUAGGAUAUCGUGGCGCCAUAACGGCAUUUCGGCCCGAAAGCAUGUAUCGAUAGUCGGAAGGACGAAUUAAGACGCAUUUUACCGCAUGACACGGCGUUGUUGGUUGUUUAUAAGGCCAACCAAAUUCCCGCCAGCUACAGCCAAAGGGUCGCCCUGAACACCACAUUUCUAUGCG
Messenger RNA from Neurospora hispaniola, 1073 nucleotides. Its product is annotated as glutaredoxin. Lineage: Eukaryota; Fungi; Ascomycota; Sordariomycetes; Sordariales; Sordariaceae. The coding region runs from base 137 to 901 and encodes 254 amino acids. Gene Ontology annotation, cellular component: cytoplasm; Golgi lumen; cis-Golgi network. Gene Ontology annotation, biological process: cellular response to oxidative stress. The transcript has 2 exons. The record is from RefSeq and is a predicted model, not a curated record. Gene Ontology annotation, molecular function: glutathione disulfide oxidoreductase activity.